Messenger RNA from Bursaphelenchus xylophilus (pine wood nematode), 881 nucleotides. NCBI's taxonomy places the organism in Eukaryota, Metazoa, Nematoda, Chromadorea, Rhabditida, Aphelenchoididae. The record is from the annotation of a GenBank genome assembly.
AUGAGCAAGGUCCUAAUCCUUUUGCUGGUCCAAAUCGGCAUUGCCGCCGGCUUGAAUUGCUACCAAGGGCAGCAGAAUAACUCGGUGUCGGUUGUGGGAUCGGCGUUGACUUGUCCACAGAAUUCGAUGAGCUGCAUCAAGAGUGUGGAUAAUGCGACUGGGAUCGCGACCAGGGCUUGCCAACAGACUACUUGUUCGGUAAGUUUGGGGGAGGAUUAGUAAGCCUUAGGCAGUCAGGAGUAGGUAAGUUGAUUUAGCUAUCCACAGGAUUGACAUUAACCUCAAAGCGCUUGAAUUGUCAAUUAUUUCGAUACUGCAAGCACUGAAAAUAAUCUGUUUUUCAUUUCCUCGAUUUCUCACAAUUUUUUGGCAUUUCUCAACUUGUUAAGAAAUUCACAACAAGAAAGUUCAUAUUUUAGUAGACAGGUUGUUUGGCGAUCUUACGAUACCUACCAUAGGACGCACGUGAUUAAUACAAUAUUCAAAGAACCGCCUGUUUAUAAUUCUGACGGAUAAUAUAUACUAGAAUUGUAUUAGAAAAAGAGUGCUGACAGCAUACUGAAUAGGUUACCAUGUAGGCUUUUUUUCUCUUUUUCUCCAACUUCUCCGACUUUCUCCCCCAUUUCCGUCUCUAGCGAUUAGAGUGUUUUACAUUAUGAUCCGUUCAGCAACUGUUCCAGUUCUCCAAUACCGGUUACCAACAGACCACCCAGAUGCAGACCAAUAACACCACUGUUGCGGCCUGUCAGCCCACCAGCACCGGGCUUAUGUGUUGCUGUACCGGCGAUGGUUGUAAUGCCGCCAUGGGAACACCCACCACGUUUGGAGUUCUCUCAUUGGCCUUGUUCGGCAGCUUCCUGGCCUACGUUGUCAAAUUCUAA